AAAUCUCCAGAAUAGAAGGAAUCUUUAUCCAUUUAACAAAGAGAAAAAGCUAUAAUGUCUACAUCGAGAACCAUGGUUCUUUUUAUGUAUAUAUUCUGGGCUGUAAUUUCUCUCGAAGCAAAUUAUGUCAACGGGCAGCAAACGGCAUCUAAAACAUUCAAGCAAUAUUGUGUUGAUACACACAAUUCGUAUCGCAGCAAACAUAAGGUGCCAAAUAUAAAGUGGUCAGACACACUGGAAAAAGAAGCCAAAAGCUGGGCUCAGUAUUUGUCUGAAAGCAAUAACUUGUUUCGUGGAAGCAAAGGCGAGAACCUCUACUUGUCAACUAAAGUCCAGCCUUACACGGCCUCGUCUUGCGAAACUGCUGUUAACGAGUUUUAUACCGGAGAGAGCAAAUAUAGUUAUGACAGAGCUCUACUUUCACGUGCUUCGGAGAGAUUUACACAGCUUGUAUGGAAGAACACCUUGGAGAUUGGAGCCGCAGGGCUACAAAGAAAAGAUAAUAAAACAGUMGUGGUAGUUCGUUAUAACCCGCCGGGAAAUUAUAAUACGACAGUGGCGUUUAAAAGUAAUGUUUUCCCAGCGUCGUCAAAACAAACAAGUUCUAGCCAAAGCGAUGCUUCGCAUGUCCAGAUACAAAUACCGCUGACCUUAGUAGCUGUCUUGGCCGCUAUGCAUAUUUUAGCUUAAGGUGGAAUUCCGGAAAGUCAUUCGAUUCUACUGUUGGACACUAAGCCCAACCAAUGGGUAGGACUAUACCGAAAAUCUAUCCAGUUUUGGUACUUAGGGGACCGUUUCUACAAUUUGAGACGAAGUUGCUGUCUCUGACCCUUUCUCUCUCAUCCGGCUCUGGCUCUAUCUCUUGACGAGUAAGGUUAUGAAUGGACCUCCACAUAAUGUUUUUCCAAUUCAGACCAAUCAAGAAGUGUAAUUUCUAUGAGAAUAAGAUGCUUUGUUCGAGUUGUAUCCAUAUUCAAGUGUCUUCUAAUGUGCAACCUAGCACAAACGUCAAACAAAGAAAUUAUACUCUAUUCUAGGAAAUGAUACGCGGUCUGAAAUGGGAAAACAUUACGCCCGAACGUGCCUGGACCGAGGUCUGUUUAAUUGGAACAAUUAAGAUAAUACUUCUGUUUCGCGAGUUCUCUGUUGCUUAGGGUAAGCCUCAGUUUUGUACAUAAUUUUCAUGUGUUCCAGUGAAAGUCUGUGGAUUAAUAGCUGCAGAAGUCUAAAAAUAAUCUAAAGAAAAUGGUAGACCUUAUUAAUUUUUUUUUUUUUUUGGACAAUUUAAACGUUUUGCGUUAUCGUUUUUCACGGAUGACGUCACGAUUGUGCAAAGCUGGAUAGAAAUGCGGACAAGCCAAGCUAAGCGCACAUGUUAGAGUGCAUACCACAUAUAUAUCCGUGAAAAACUUUGUAAGAAAUUGCAWAAAUAAGCAGAAAUUAGUAAGUUUAGUAGGCCUUUGCACUAAUUUGUACAAUUUUGUAAGGUAAUUUUUCAACGCAAAGUUUUAUUGGAAGGAGCGAGGGCGUGCACGUUAUAUUCACCUGUAGGUGAAUAUAGCAUCAUACAUAUGGCGUAAAUUGUGACUAAUGAGCGAGAAAUGUGUGUAAAAAUACUAAAUAUGGAUCUUACACGCGUGAAAAUGUGCUUAAGUGUGUUGAGGACCUUGUUUAAGAAUAAAGUAUUGCGUGGUCGAUACUAAACAUCUACUGUAUAUUAACAUGUAGUUUAUUAAAUUUUCCCUAAGCUUUCGGAGAUAAUUCUCCAUCAUCAAUAGUUACAUGUUAAUAGUUAGCUUUAGAUGAGUUAAUUGUUGGUUAAGAUUAGGAUUUUCCCAUUUUAUGUGCAUCGCUUCUUUGAGGUCAACUUGAUACUUCUUCGCACGGUAUGUUGAGGAAGCUUGUGAGAACGCUUCCGAGAGAUGUUCUCCCGGAUAAGCGUUCACAAAGGACGGCUCGUUACAGACACUAAAGAAAAACGCUUGCAAAUGCGUUCCUUUGGACACUUUUUUCCAAGAAUUCAAAGAGUUUGAGGCAGAAUUUUUUUUCCCUCAAGUAUACAAAAAAUAAAAAAACAAAAAUGAAAAUAAAAAUAAAUAAAAUAAAAAUCGCCAGCGACCAAGAUAGUGUAUUAAUAAAGACAAUAUGAAAGAAUUAGCUUUAGGUUUCAAGCAUGGACACUAAGUUGACACGGCUUAAAAACGCGUGAUUGGUUAAUGCAAAAUAUUAACUGCGGAUGCGGAUGGUUUUCCGCUGAAUUUAGCGCGGGCUUUCAGUUCAAAAUGGCGGACGAGAAAGGAUUCUUGUCGAGCGCUUUUUUUCCCCGAAAAUCGAAUUUUUUUUACUAACAUAUCUGGAUUAAAUGCCGUAAUUGAUCAAGAAAACAAGUCAGAUGAGUAUUUUGAUCUUACGUGAAUGGUUAAUUGUAUUGUUUUUAGUCUUAUUUGGCCAAAAACAAGUCAUCGAAGCGUAUGUAUUUGAAUAAAAAGACAGCGAAGAAAGGCAAUUAUUGCGCCGUAUCAUGAUCAGUCUGGCUACAGCCCUGAUCAGUAGAUGUUAUCUAUUAUAUUUACGUAUACGUAUAGUACAGUUCCAGGAAUUAUCCGUCCCUCYCCCCAUGCAGGAAUUAUUUUAAGAACCCCCUACUCCCAGAAAGUUUUUUUUUUUUUCUUCCAUAAUUUUCGUUGUUCUCGAAUCAAAAAAAGCUCUAUUACUGAGAAUACCUCAAACACAACUGUGGAUAUGUGGUAACAAUUCUCAACAAAUAUUUAGAGCAACAUAUUUCUUUAAUAUUAAUGUACAUGUGAUUUCCUUUUGCUUUAUCAAUGCUGGCGAUAUUUAUGAACAUCAUCGGGAAAUGCGUAGUUGUCUAGCAUAUCUGGGUCUAGAGCUCAGAAUACCUGGCCCACAUAAAUGUAAAUUAAUUUCUUAUAUUGUAAAGCACUAUUGGGCAUAACUUAUACUGGAAGUACCGCUAUAUGAAUAAAUAAACUAUUAGUA
Actinia tenebrosa (Australian red waratah sea anemone) is the source of this 3000-nucleotide messenger RNA. Its product is annotated as Golgi-associated plant pathogenesis-related protein 1. Lineage: Eukaryota; Metazoa; Cnidaria; Anthozoa; Actiniaria; Actiniidae. The record is from RefSeq and is a predicted model, not a curated record.